GUAGAAAAUGGUGGAUUAAACCUGGUUAUAUAGCUAGCUAAACCUCUCACUUGUAUAACAGUCGCAUAACAUUCCAUUAUAUUGGCCACAAUGUGUGAACAAAACAAACAGACAUAAAAGGCAUCAUGAACGGUAACUCUAGAAACCAUGACAGUUCUGAUGAUGAAAAUCUAUUUAGCAUACAAAAAACUACGUACUGGGAAAUAUACGGUGUAAAACGUUUUCCGUACCGGGGAAAGCGUAAGUUUACACCAUUACUUUAUCAAUCUUUAGAUGGAGUAAUGGUGAUCUCAAAUGACGUUUUUGGAUUAACAAUCAGUCAGUUUGAACGAGUGUAUAAAGCUUGUUUGGAAAGAAGGAAAACAAAAGAACAGUGGAUACUGAACCUUAGAUAUCCUGACAAAUCUUCAAGAGAAUAUCUGGAACAUUUAGAGAACUGUAAAGACAAUAAGGAAGGUAACUUUUUGGGGAUUGACUCGAGGGAAAAAUACUUAUACGAACACCUAGUACAAACAGUUGGUAGUGAAAUAGACAUACGAACGAGACAACGACUAUUUAUAAUACAAGAUAGGAUCAUCAAUUCAUCAGGUUUGACUGAUCGUACACAAAUAUUUAGUGGCAGUUUGGCAGAAGGUCUUGAUUUACCUGGCAGUGACAUGGAUGUAAUGUUCGUUAUCAAUAACCUAGAAGUAAUACAUAAUCUAAAGAACAUCAAAAAACCAAUACAUCGUGCUGAAUUGUGGGUUGUGGAGACAGAUAUUGAUCAUCCUGGAUUUGCUAGACUCAGAGCGGUAUCAGGACGUAAUGGGGUAUCCCCCCGUGAAGCAUGUAUGCGUUGUCCACCAGGUACAUGUACCGGUACACAAUUUUAUCUUUCAGUAAAAACCCUUCUUGAUGAAGGUAAGCAAGAUUUUUCCCAUAUGAAGCCAUAUGUACACGGUCCAUGUAUAACAGACCGUUGUCAAACGAUUGAUAUUGCAUACUGCAUACGGAGUAAAUAUCUUCCUCACAACGCAACUCCAUGGGCAUCCCGUCAUCGACGGCAAUGGCCUUCUAAAUUUGUUAUUGACAGGAUCAUAAAAUACGGAUGCUUGUUAGUACCUAUAGGACCUAAGACAUUAUCAGAUAGUGACUACUUAUGGAGAAUAUCUUUCUCUGUGGCAGAAAAAAUACUUGUACAUUCGUUUAAUUCUACUCAACUCUUAUGUUACGGUCUACUUAAAUUAACAUUAAAGUGUAUCGUUAACACAAAUAAUGAUGUCAAAGAGCUUUUGUGUUCCUACUUCCUGAAGACGGCUUUAUUCUGGGUCUCAGAGGAGACGGAUAUUGACACAUUUCAAUUAUCUAAAUUGUUCAUUUGUUUUUCUCUCUGUCUUGAUAAAUUAAUGUCAUGGGUGAAUACAUGUUACUGUCCGAACUAUUUUAUACCGGAACACAACAUGUUCAUAGGAAAGAUCAAUCAGAUAAACAAUAAAAUACUUUUAUGUGUACUUGAGAGUAUAAAGUUUGGAGGGAUUGAUUGGUUGAUAAACAGUUUAUUCUUGCCUGACAAUGGAAAUCCCCGUUUUUCAAGUACAUAUAGAGAAUAUUCAUCCAUAAUGUUAGACUUCCUAUUUUUCAGGAUUAAAACAUCGUAUCGCAUUUCAAGUUGGAAAAAAAGGAUUAAAUGUACUGAAACUUUACUAAAGUCUGAAUCAUCCACAUUUCUUAUUGGUGUAUGCACGCAUCAUUAUGCCGGAAUCAGUAAACAUGUAGCACAACUACUUCCACAUCCAAACACAAUAGGUACCACAUACAACAUGUACAACAUACGCAAAUGCUAUCAUAGAGCUUUACAAAACGGCAUCAAGACUGAUGCUGUAUCGGGUUGGUUGUUAUACGCAUCAUUUUAUUAUGCAACUGGACAGUUUAAAGUUACUCUAAGACUAACGGAUUUUGUUUUGUCAAGAUGUUCAUCUGAUAUGGUGUUUCAAUGCGAUGAACCAAGAUGUAGACAUAGAAUCAUGUACAGACAAAAUAUACACUCUUCAAUGACAUUAAAUGACAGGAUGAGAAUGGCUAUACUUAGAAGUGUCAGGUACUGUAUGUACUCAUCAUUAAUACCAGAAGAACUUCAGAUGGAGGUUGAAAAAUACGAAAUAGGCAUACCGCCUGUUGUUAUGUCACACUGCCUUAGAUUUCUAUGUUAUCAUCACCUUGGUGAUAUUGUCAACAGACAACUAGCUUUACGUGAUUUAUAUUUAACAGUUAAAGAUUCAUAUUUAAUUCAAGCCCAUGAAUUAUCUGAUUCAAUAACAAUACUUGGAGUAUGCUAUGAGAUAUCGGGUGCUAAAGACAAAGCCUAUCAGUGCUAUGAGGAAGCUUUGCAAGUUGAUGGUAUAAUAUCUAGUACCGCACAAAUAAGAAAAUCAAAAUUGGAUGGCAGCUAUUGUUGAAUUUAAUCGUUUUACUAUAUCGGGAAUCACACUUUCUUAUUAAUUAUCACACUCUUAUGAUACCGAAAACAAACUGUAGACAUAAGUUUAUGUAUGCCUAAUAGACAAUUAUAAAUAUGUUAUUACAGUGAAUGAAUAAUUGAUUCAUUGACAUACUUGGAGUAUAAUAUAAUAAAUGAGUCGAUAAGGACACGGAUUAUAAGUGUUACGAGAAGGUUUUCCAUUUAGUCCAACAACAAAAGUAGGACCACUUAAACUUCCUGGCAUUUAAUAUACACUUUUUAUUGCAGUUUUGAAGGCUUAUGGAAUUUGAUUUACCCCUAAUAAAGAGAUACCGUGUUAACUUGUGUGAGUUAUCUAGUUUAUUCACUAUAACUGAAAUAUGGCUGGAAAGGCACGGUUGAUAAUUUAUAUAAUAAAACUAAUUCUUUUUAAAAAAGGAUUGCUUCUUCCUUUACACAGUGUACAGUGUUUUUUUCAUAAACAUGCUAAUGGAGAUCUACUUAAUACCAGAUAAUCCAACACAACAUUUAUAUAAUUGUAUGUUAAUGCUGAAGUAAAUUAUUUAAACGCAGUAAUGUUAAGGCAGUCCUCUAUAAUUUGAAACGAUUCUAUCGUAAUCUCAUUGUGAUGUCAUUG
Molecule: messenger RNA, 3074 nt
Organism: Mytilus californianus (California mussel)
Lineage: Eukaryota; Metazoa; Mollusca; Bivalvia; Mytilida; Mytilidae
Exons: 3
Coding region: 126-2435 (769 amino acids)
Source: RefSeq, a predicted model, not a curated record